Molecule: messenger RNA, 507 nt
Organism: Achroia grisella
Lineage: Eukaryota; Metazoa; Arthropoda; Insecta; Lepidoptera; Pyralidae
Exons: 2
Coding region: 14-439 (141 amino acids)
Source: RefSeq, a predicted model, not a curated record
GUAACUUAUUUGCAUGGGGAUGGAAUCCGCGGGCGGUGGAAAGGUCGCGGGGGACGCGUGCGCAGCGCCCGGGUUCGAGACAGCGGUGUCGACUGAAUGCAUUGAUAUAACUUGCGUAUGGUCUGCAAGAGACAGCUUUGGUGAUGAUGCUAUCGGUUACAUACAAGUAAAAAGAGCAAGUGAUGUUUGUACGGUCAAAUGUAGAAUCACGCGCGAACACCGCGUACGUACCACACGUUAUCGUUGCAGUAUAGAAUGUAAUGAAAAGGACCACGAAAUUUUAAAUAUAACUUGCGAAGAUUGUUUCGCUAACAGAGGCUGUAAACAUUGUCGAAGAGAGAACUCAACGACUAUUAAAUUUGUUGGAUGUUUUUGUGGUUAUAAUAAAAAUAACUAUUACUUUAGUGGUUGUAUUUGUACAUUUCGACACAACACAUGAUUUCCUAGUAUUUGGUUUGGUUAUUUUUGAAGGUAUUUAUAAUUUCUAAUGAAACGUAAGACGACUCC